Messenger RNA from Exophiala dermatitidis NIH/UT8656, 4493 nucleotides. RefSeq lists its product as uncharacterized. The transcript is spliced from 2 exons. The record is from RefSeq and is a predicted model, not a curated record. Lineage: Eukaryota; Fungi; Ascomycota; Eurotiomycetes; Chaetothyriales; Herpotrichiellaceae. Bases 1830 to 3236 code for a protein of 468 amino acids.
GGACGUUGUUGGCCGAUCAGCGGCAGUCCGAGUCCGUCAGUCAGUCGGCAGUGUCACGCCCAGAAUGUGGACGCCGAGUCGGCUUCGUGGUCGGAUUCCGCAUCAGGAGGAUUACUAAGCAUUCAGUCACGUGGAGAGCCGUGACCGCUUCCAUCACGAUACAAAACUUGGACUCGGCUAUUCGGGCACCACUCACGACGGUAAGAUGUAUACAAGUUGAUGACGGGCUUGUUAUUCAUGAGAAUGCACGUCAUAUAAGGCAACUUCUUAAAAUUGGCCCCAUCCAGGCUUCAAAAGUCCCAUCACCUCGUCAAUCAGCUUAUCCGAGUCACUCACAGUUGCCCCGGGCCUCCCUGUCGCAUAGGGGCCAAUGUUACCGAACAAAGGCACAUCUCUAACCGUGCCCGCCAGCACUUCCAAACAGGAUCCUCCCUUGAUGGGAAUCUUUUCCACAUCCUGCUGGUGGUGGGCAUUGCCUUCCUGAGUUGCUGCUCGGCCGGGCACACUAUCAAUCUCAUUACCCUUGACACAGGCCAGCAUGACCUGAGCGACUUCUUCAGGCGUUACCCACUCGUCGCGUGCCUCGCCCUCCUGCUUGACAAUCUGCAGUUUAUGCGGAUUUUCCGUCCACAGCGGCGUUUUGACCACUCCGGGCUCCACGGCCGUGACGCGAAUGCCGUGAGACUGCUCCAGAGUGGCAAGUGACCGAACCAGAGCCUGAACACCGUGCUUGGACGCAUGGUACAUUGGCACAGGGAGCGAUGCCGUCUGGCCUGCAAUGCUUGCGAUGUGCACGAUGGAUUUGGGAUUCGUGGGGCUUGACGGAGGAGAGGCUGCCAGGAAAUGGGAGAUGGCCAUCUGUGUGACUCGAAUCGGGUGUGUCAAGUUGAUGUCUAGCAGCUUGUAUCGUCCGCCCAAGGGAUCGUCGACAGACUCCUUCGAGCCCGGCGGAUACCAGAAGUUACUCCAGGGCGGCUCGAACACUCCGGCACCGGGACAGACAAUGUCGAUGGAUCCAAAGGACUGCUCGGCUGCCUUGAACAUGUCGUUCAGAUCCGGCCAUGAGGUCACAUCCGUCCUCUUGAAGAUCGCCUUGUUUGGCGUGGUUUGGUACUGAUUCACUAACUCUUGCGCUUCGGGACGCAAAGCCAGGUCUGCAAAGAGGACGUUUGCCCCAUGCUGUAACAGCAGACGAGCAAACUCAAGGUUGAUGCCUGGCGUUCUCAUGUGGUCAGCUGUCUUUUUGCUGGUAAGUUUCUUGGAGUAAUAUGUAGGUACCAACCUGAACCUGCACCUGUGACAAUGGCCGUCUUGCCUUGAAUCUGUUGCGCCAUAUUUUAUGGGUUUAAAAAGGAACUGAUCCAGUAGAGAACAACCGAGCGUGGUGUUCUCCAGGGACUCACAGAUGGUUAUAUCCCAGAUCCUACCUGCUGUCUUAGCACUAUUCUUCCUACCCGGACGCCGGACUCCGGCUGACUCUGCAUUUUCCGAGUCCAAUACACUCCAGCUGUCGUCUAUCUCCUGGACAACCUACAGCUGAUCCCCGCCUUGCCGAUGGGUUCGCCGGCAGGUGGCCCGAGGUUAACUGGGGUUCUGCUGUGGGACACUUUUCCUGGGGUAGGUAGUAGCUGAAAGCGGUAUCCCGCUGAGAUGACGAUCGGAACGCUGAGGUCUGGCGGAUCAAUGAUAAUCCGAAGUAUGCAGACUAGUACCAAAACAGCAACGUAUCCGGAUGCCACUGCGGAACCGUUGAGUAUAUAUGAGCAGCACACGAGGGCAGCCAGCUGAGUUGUUUGCUCAUCCGCAAAUAAUCUGCCUGGUCCUUCCAAAUGAAGAGUCAUCUGUUGUCAGUAGGCCGUCGGGCUGCCUCAACCCUCACCAAAGAGGCCGGUGAUAUUAGCUCAGUUUUCCCCUCAUUAUCUGGCAAGAAGCCUGAUCCCCUCCCGCCACGCUUUGCAGAGUUGAAGAAGUCAUUGAUCAGAGGCAAUGAAGAAGCCCUGACCGACUCGUGGCAUCGGCUUCUGAGUAGCCUGAAAAGAGAGAUCGAGGAGAUCAGGUCCGAAGGGAGUGAUAUCAUACCCAGCAUUGAGUAUCGAGAUGUGGUGGCAGGCACAGUUCCGAAGGAGAAACUCGACGCUCUACGCCAUCGGGGUACGGCGGUGAUUCGAAACGUUCUGCCUCAGCGGGAAGCCCUAGACCUGAAACAACAGGCAAGGGAAUACAUCGCUGCAAACAGGUCAAAAGUCAAGGCAUUCCCUCCCGACGACCCAGCGGUGUAUGAGCUGUACUGGACGCCGGUACAAGUCCGGGCACGGGCUCAUCCCAAUGUGCUCAAGACGCAAACAUUUCUUGCGUCCUUUUGGCACUCGUCCGACCCGAGGUCGGAAAUCUCGACAACUUAUCCUCUCACAUAUGCUGACCGAUUCCGUAUCCGUCAGCCAGGAGACGCAAAGUUCGCUCUGGGCCCGCACACAGAUGGAGGCAGCGUCGAAAGGUGGGAAGACCCGGAAUACUCGCGGGUCUACCAGUCCAUUCUGCAAGGCCGAUGGGAAGACUACGACCCAUUUGAUGCCCGCCACCGGAUCGCCGCCCGCAUGGAUCUGUACAACGGCGCAGGUGCUUGCAGUAUGUUCCGAUUGUUUCAGGGCUGGCUGUCCAUGUCCUCAACAGGACCCGGCGAAGGAACCUUGAAAGGUUGUCCGUUAGUUCGACACGCAACAGCUUACCUGAUUCUGAGGCCUUUCUUCGAUGUCAAAUCCGGCAAGCUGCAAUUGGAUGCUACGUUUCCGAACUCAGUCCCAGGAGCGUGUCAGGAGUACAACCCGGAAACACACCCUGACCUUGAACUGGAGACGACUAUGGUGAGUAUGCCACAUGUUGAGCCGGGAGACUAUGUCGCCUGGCACUGCGAUACCAUUCAUUCAGUCGAUAAAGAGCAUCAUGGCAAAGGUGACAGCAGCGUCCUGUACAUCCCCGCCUGUGCCAUGACCAAGUCGAACCUUGAGUUUCUGAACAGACAGCGCAUGGCUGCUCUGAGGUACAGCCCACCGCCAGACUUCCCAGGCGCGGGAGGUGACGGAGAGCUUGGAUUUGUGGGAGCAGUCGAUUGGAACCAUAUCAAUGACGAGGGAAAAAGAGCAAUGGGACUGGGUAGGAGGAAGUGGGAGAUCAAAGAUGGCAUGAGCGAAGGUGAGGCAAAAGUCAUUGAGAUGGGGAAUAGGAUGCUCUUCGGUUGAGCAAUCCGGGCUCACAAUCAUAGGCUUGGUUUCACUCCUCUGUUGGAGGGUAAAUCUGGUCUUGUCAGGAGAGGACCCGGCAUGUUCUGGCCAAUUGCUGAGCAGAGGAUGAAUUACUGCAAAAUGGUCGAGGGAGUUGUGUCUCGGAGACCGGCCAUUGUGGACUCAGAAUUCCUUGAAAUUGCCAACACACCGGUAAUCAUACUGGCGGGUGCACUGCAUGAAUAUGUGCUGCCCAAUUUCUUCCAGGAUAGCUUCUCGGGGUGGCUGUUAGGGUACAAGGGUAAAACCGUGCAGCUUGUCGCAUGGUUGUUGGACGUAUCGAAGAUCCAUCCCGAGAUGUUGUGUGCCUUCACAAUGCCGCUCACACGAUUUGAAACACAAUGCGACAGCGAUAAUAAUAGCUGCCGCAAUACUCAUAGCCAGCGGCCAGAGCAAUGCAGAAGGAGCUGUCACACGUUUCACAGUGCUUGUUGGGCUCGACGGAUGCGAGUGUCAUUGGGUUGAAGUCGGCGACGUCAAUCAACUCGGGACAACGUGGUUGUCGUGGACGCCAACCAUCUUUGCCUGCACCGGUGCAAGUUGCGGUGACGAGACGUCGGGGAAAGACUUUUGACAGCUGUCAAGAAAUCCCCUAUGCAGUGGACUGCAUGAAGCAGAGAGUUCGUGUGACACUGCCGUCGAAGGAAAAGCAGGAACAUAGCCGCCGGUGCCAUGUACCUGCAUAUUUCACAUGCCGGCAUCGACUCUCGCCAGCUGAAACUACUGUAAGAUAAGAUCCAGAUGAUCGUGAGUCCUCGGGCGUUUCUCCACGUCAAAGGAACCUGGUGUCUGCGUAUGUUCCAGGGUAUCCCAUGCUGUUUGACGUGAAAGGCAGCGGGGAAAGAGAGACACGCAGCCGAGUGUGCCAGCAUUGCCGGCUCCGCUGGGAUGUUGAGAUAUUGACCACUGGAUACUGCGCUGAACUAUUCAGUUCAGCAAACAGGGGUAUAUCAAUAUCUCACUGGUUAAAAGACAUAGGGGGAAUGAAACAUGCAGACUGCGUUCAUUACAGUUGCAGCAGUGGAAGAGACGGCUCCAGCUGGCUUUCCUGUGUGGCUGCGUCGUUAACAAUUGCCGUUAAAAGAUGCCAUUCUUCUCCCUGUACAAAGCUGCCGAAAGUCGUAGGGCUGACAUGGUCUUGGACGAAGUGGUCAAAUAUUCCGUGGCAGCUAGUCGCCGAAUACCUGAACUUUGUGCGUAGGCGAGAAUCGGCUG